AUGUUUACUACUGCUGAAAUCAAGGAAUGUCUAACAAAGGCCUUUUCAUCUUUGCAGGAAAAUGUCUACAAUGCUGUUGAAAGGAAGGUGGUGAAGAAGGAGAAACCUGUGACGAAAGCUAGUUCGAAUACCGCUUCUAAGCCAACUACCUCUUCGAGCCAGGGAGCUCCUUUUGCCAAGGAUGAUGCUCCAGAAAAAACAAAGAAGAGUUCAAAGGGUAGUGGCAAGCCUCCUCUAACGCCAAAGAAAAGAAAAGUCCCAACUGAAAAUGAAAAACCUACCACUCCCCUCAUCUCUACUGCCAAUCAGAGUGAUCCUUCGAGCGGUAUGAAUCCAUCUCCUCCUCUGACAAUCAGCGGUGUUGUUCAAAACAAAGGAUCUUCGACUGGAGCACAAAAUCUCGAAGAAGAUAAUGUCCAGAACGAACAAGAGACCUCUUCUCCUGGUGAAGAUGGUAAAAAAGACUCGAAGCAAGCUGAAGAGAAGGAUUCAGAAGAGAAAGAAGAUUCUGAGGAUACUUCCAGUAACUCUCCUCCAAGAGUUACGUUCCCUUCAGAUUACGCUGACGAAGAUGAUCAGGAUUCUGAUGAUAUUGAGGGGUACUUUUAG
This is a messenger RNA of Lathyrus oleraceus (garden pea), 609 nucleotides long. RefSeq lists its product as uncharacterized. The record is from RefSeq and is a predicted model, not a curated record. Lineage: Eukaryota; Viridiplantae; Streptophyta; Magnoliopsida; Fabales; Fabaceae. The coding region runs from base 1 to 609 and encodes 202 amino acids. The transcript has 4 exons.